This is a messenger RNA of Cajanus cajan (pigeon pea), 1565 nucleotides long. RefSeq names its product FLX-like protein. The record is from RefSeq and is a predicted model, not a curated record. NCBI's taxonomy places the organism in Eukaryota, Viridiplantae, Streptophyta, Magnoliopsida, Fabales, Fabaceae.
ACAGAAAUAGUUAAAAUCCCUUCUAACCGAUUUAGUGAGAAAGAAGGGGUAGUUGAGUAAUUGACACCACUAUUUCCACAUGUAUGUUAGCUUUUGUUUAGACAGGGUUUUGGUGAUGAAAAUUUGGAAAUGGGAGGAGAGUUGAGUAGGUGACGCCUUUCAUCGGGUGAGUUAAAAGGGGAUGAUGCAUGCUGCGCCCAUUCUCUUCAUCGACGUCGUUCUUUACGCCAAAUAAACACCUCUCUGCUUCCAAAUCCGUACCUUGGGAGAGUCGGGUAUUGGUAUUUGCAUAAAUAUUAAGUCCAUAGCCUGAUGAAUUGCUGCUAGGGUCAAGGGUUUGCCAUCGUUUGAGGGGCGCCCUUUGCAAAUUCCUGGGGAAAUGAGGCACCAUCAACUUUCUGGUUUUGGUCCUAAUGCGUCUCAUCGUUCUCUGGAGUCCCUCUCUCCUCAUCAGCUGUUGGAGAAUAAAAUUGCUGCUCAGGAAGCAGAAAUAGAGCACCUUGUAGCGGAUAACCGGACAUUGUCAAGUUCACAUGUGGCCUUAAGAGAGGCGCUUGUUGGUGCUGCGCAGGAUGUGCAAAAGCUGAAGUCACACAUGAGAAGCCUCCAGACUGAAAGUGACAUUCAGAUCAGAGUUCUACUAGAUAAGAUAGCAAAAGGAGAGGUUGAUAUUAGAGCCAGUGAUAGUGUGAAGAAGGAUCUAAGACAGGCUCAUAUUGAGGCACAGAGCUUGGCAGCUUCCAGGCAGGAACUGGGUGUCCAAAUUCAACAGGCGACUCAGGAAUUGAAGAAGGUCCAUGGUGAUGUGAAGAGUAUUCCGGAUUUGCAGGCUGAACUGGACAGUUUAGUUGAGGAACACCAGAGGUUACGUGCGGCAUUCGAAUAUGAAAAGAACAAAAACAUAGAGCUGGUGGAUUACAUGAAAGCAAAAGAGCAGAAUCUAAUAGCGAUGGCAAGAGAAGUUGAAAUGUUAAGAGCUGAGAUUUUGAAUGUCAAGAAAAGAGUAAAUGCACCUAAUCUGUUUGGGGCUCCUAGUCCUGUAGACAGCAGUGGUCCCUUUCUUGAUGCUUACGGGAGAGCUCAUGGUCAGAUGACUGCUGGCCAAGUAGGAGAGGGCUUGGUACCAGUUGGUGAGAGCAAUGGAGUAGCAGCUGUCAAUAGUGCUGGUGGUAGUGGUGCUCAUCGGUCAAGUUCAUAUGAUCCCUUAGUAGCUCGGAGGUGAAGUUUAACGACAGUUAAUCAGAUGCAGCUUGACUUCAGCUUUUGCUGGUAAAAUGUAUGGGAACUGAUGGUUUUUUUCUAUGUAAAUCUCACAGAUUAGGUGGCUUUAUUUGUAGCUCCUUUCCGUUUAAUGGAUACAAUUUUUGUGAAUUGUUGAAUCAAAUAUGCAAAUUGAAGAGGCCUAUGAUCUCUCUCUCAAACAAAACUAAUGGUAGAAUGAAUUGAAAAUCUGAUCAAGAUGGCCUAUUUAAUGAGCUAUAUGAUAUUGUUCUCAAUUUUUUUAUCCUAGAGAGCGGAGUCCUAUUUUUCAGAGUGAAUACGAAACAUGCUCGCGUUUUGUUUCC